AUGGAGCGAACGAUGUCUGCUGUCUCGAAAACGAGUAGUAACGGCUCGCAAAAGUCCUUUCGCAUGAAGAAACCGCCUUUGAAGUCUGCUGCAACGAGAAAUACGAAGCCAAACCACACCACCUCUGAAUGUGGUCACAAGCUCAAUUCUCGUUCGAUUCACACGAAAGGCGGUGCCACGGACAACAAAAACAUGAUUCAAAUUGUCACGCAGGAGCAAAUUCGAGACUUGCUCAUUCCGGGCGACGCUCCGAACACGUAUCCGACCAUUUGGAGCAAAGAUGAGUGGCAACGUUUGGACUCAAAAGCUCAUAUCAAGAGUUUCCAUGAUCAACUCGAAGAGAUGCAUCGCAUUCAGCAAGAACGCGAAAAAAUCCGUGAGGAAUCCGAAAGACGUAAAGCUGCGUUGCGGGAAAUUGACGCCAUGAAAGCUGCAAAAAAGUCAGAAUUGCUUGAAACGGAAGAAGCGAUCCCCGAAGAGGAAGACGAGGAAUUGCUGCAACGGAAAAUUUUGGAUCGCGCAUUUUUGGCGAAGCAGGAACGCGAAGAGGAAGUAAAAAAAGCAAAUCGCGUGAUUCUCCAGACAAAAUGUCACGUAAUUCGUGAUGCGCAAAUUCACGAAAAGCACGAAUUGAACAAAGAAAUCAAAAAUGAGGAGCUAAAAUUGGAGAAAAUGAUGUUGGAAGAGGCGGAACGUGCGUUGAAGGAAGAAGACAAGCGUCGACAAGAGUUAAAAAAGGAAAUGAUGAAGCACAGUGAAGAGUUACGUAAACAACUUGAGCAAAAAGAGCUCAUCCGUUUGAAGGAAGCCGAAUUAAUCGAAGAGGAAUCGAAAAAAAUGCAACAAGCCAUCGCUGCGAUCAAGUACGAUGAGAAGGAAAGACAGGCCCAAGAGCUUGCAAGGAAGAAAAAAAUUCAAUCGGAGCUUCAGCAAGCCAAGGAGCUCAGUACUUACUUCAAAAAUUUGGAAUUUGAGGAGGAAAGACGCGCAGAACUUAAAGUUUCGGAGUAUAUGCGACAAAAACGCGAACGUGAAGCCCAAAAAUUGCUUGAACAAAAAAUUGCGAAAGAUGCACGCGACAAAGAUCACGAACGUUUGCUCCAGUUACAACAAAAAAUAAUGGAUACAAAAUCCCAUCGUGAAGCUAUCGUUCUGCGACGAGGACAGGAACAAGUCGAGAGAGAAUAUCGCAAGAAAGAACGCGAGGCAGCAAUUAAAAAACGUGAAACUGAUCGAGAAAUUGCAAAAGCGCGAGCGAUUCAGUUGGAGGAGACGAAACGUCAACGAGCUCUCGAAAUAGCGCGAGAUGAAAUGGACUUCAAAACAACUGUCGAAAAAUUAAAGACCGAAGAAAUGCGUGAGAAGGAAAUGCAACGUCAGAAAGCCAUCGAGAAGCAACGUUAUCGCGAAGAAAUCAUGAAUCAAAUGACGGAACGGGAACGUAAAAAGAAAGAAGAGGAAGCUGAGGCGAAACGUGCCUUCCUUGAGGCGAUUGAGGCUGAAAAGAAUCGCGAGAGACUCGUCAAGAACAUAAUUGGACUCAAAAUUAAGCAAAUGAAGGAGACACAAAUUCCAGAACGUUUCGUUAAAGAUGUUCAGAAGCAGUUGAAUGUUCAAGUCAAAUAA
Messenger RNA from Culicoides brevitarsis, 1626 nucleotides. RefSeq names its product cilia- and flagella-associated protein 45-like. The record is from RefSeq and is a predicted model, not a curated record. The coding region runs from base 1 to 1626 and encodes 541 amino acids. NCBI's taxonomy places the organism in Eukaryota, Metazoa, Arthropoda, Insecta, Diptera, Ceratopogonidae. The transcript is spliced from 3 exons.